UAAAAAUAUACGAUUUCGUUGAGUUUUGCAAUUUCCCUUUCUACUCGACCGACGUAGUAACGUAUUAUCGCAACAUCACAAUGGUUUAAAAUAAUUCUCUUGCGAAUUGUACUUCACCCCAGUAGCCCGAUCGUCGUCGUCGUCGUCGUCAAUCAAACUUACCGCCCGAGCAAAGUGCAAUUCAGUUGGUGGAAAUCGCAUCUCAAUUGUUGUUUAGUUCAACUCGAAACGUGACGGCAUACUAAACGUUAGACGCAUUCUGCGGAGCGGGCAAUUUUUUCCGUCUAACUCAAUGUGAAUCAUGUACUUCGAGUUGUCUACGUUGCCCGUCACGUAAAGCUCUUAAUCGACUGGCUCGAACUGUUAGCGAACGCUUUCUUACUAUGAACCUAACCGAUCGUCAAAGAAUUCCAAUCAAGUUUAGACACAAAGAGGAACGCGUUCCCGAAUCGCUGUUCUGCUUGUGCUUAAAAUUUGUAGCUCGCAAUUUGAACACAAUAUGUUCAGAGACACCUGAAGGUUAUACAUUGCAUGAAGGACUGGCUUUACCCAGUGAAAUAUGUGAACCUUUCAUUGAAGCUUAUCAGAACAUCAAUGGGUUGUUGGAUGGUUUUGCUCAUCUCUUUCAAGAUGUUACCAAGACCAAUCUGAUAUCAGUGCACAUACAUAAUUCAAGUAUUACGGACAAUGGACUUGAAUACUUGUUACGGCACAACUUGUAUGAACUCACACUUAUAAACUGUCAGAAUCUCACGCACAGGACAUAUGCAAAUAUAUUCAAAUACUCUGCUAAUCUGCGUUCGUUAACCAUUGGUCCAAACGUUCAAAUCACUCCUCUAAAUAACGAGCUCACAAACUGUUCACAGACUUUAGAUGAUAUUCCGAAAGACAUCGAUAAGAAGGCACCAAAUUUAAAACAUUUAGUAUUACGAGCUAUCAUAGAACCGUCUGUUAUGCCGUACAGUAAAGAUCACACGUUUCUAGGUGAUAUGCUUGACAAACUUUUGCAACUUAGAGUAUUGGAUCUCUCUUAUUGUUUGAAUCUUGGAAGUUUACAGAACUUGUGUCAACUUACCAACUUACACACAUUGAUACUCUUUGAUGUACACAAUUUACAAGAAAAUGGAGCUAUUCCUCAUAUAUGUUCACUGCAAUCCCUUGUUGUUUUAGAUAUUUCGCAAACAGAAUCUUUUCCUGAUCAAGGUGUUUAUAAAGAUGAAAAUAAAACUUUGGGUCAAAUCAUCAAAUGUUUACCGAAUCUUAUGUCUUUAGAUAUAUCAGGAACUAACUUGGCUGGUAAAGGUACAGCAGAAUAUUCUUUAUGCGAUUCAUUAAGUGGCAAAAAGUCGGACAUUCCUGGUUUAGAAUAUCGAGUAGACAAUCCAUUAGAAUUUUUAGGUUUAUAUCAUACUAUGCACAAUGCUUGUAGACGACAUGAUAUUCCAGCAAAAAUAAUAAGUGGUGAUGCAAAUGAAGAACAAAUAUUUAAUGCUGCUGCAUCAUGUAUGGAUAAACCAAAACUUCUCCAAAACAUUUUGAAUGACCUUUACCACUUAUUGAGGUAUGACCAGUGUACACAAAUUGAUCAGGCUCUAGAUAUAGUAUUAGAAGCACUUACUAGAUACGUCCAAGAGAAACUUAUUCAAAUUUCUGGAAGUGCCACCCUAUUUUAUAUUGUGAAAAAUAAAGAUCGGCCUCUACUCUUAAAUGAUAUCACAGUGAAACGGCGAAUUAUAACCACAUUAUUAACUGGAAUGGAUUAUCACAAUUAUGAUGAAACAAUGAUGCGCAAUGGGUGUUUAACUUUAUGCCAAUUGAGGAUACCUCAGGAUGUGAUGUUUGAAUUCAAACGUUUAGUACAAAUGUUGCUUCAUAUUGUAUCUACUAGUGACCAUGAAGGAUUUGUUCAAAGAAUUGGUAUUUAUUUACUUAACUCUGUUGCAUGUCAAGUAAAUAAUAAACAAAAAAAUGAACUUGGUGAUGCUGGUGCAAUUAAAAAAAUGAUGGCAAUAAUAAAAGAUCGUCUUCAUCGAAGAGUAUGUGAUGAUGUUCUUGAAGUAGCUUGGUCAACAAUGUGGAAUGUCACAGAUGAAGCUCCAAAAAAUUGUAGAAGGUUCCUUGAUGGGUAUGGAAUGAAAUAUUUCAUUGGAUGUUUAAAGUCUUUUCCUGAUAAAAAUGAACUGAUGCGCAAUAUGAUGGGAUUAUUAGGAAAUGUUGCUGAAGUAAAAGAACUUCGACCUAGGCUCAUGCAACCUAAUUUCAUUAGUGAAUUUUCUGAACUUUUAUUUUCAACGCAAGAUGGAAUAGAGGUUAGUUAUAAUGCUGCUGGAGUUAUUGCACAUUUGGCGUCAGAUGGUCAUAAAGCAUGGACUAUUAAAACACCAUCUAGGUAUAAAGUUUUAGAUCGUAUGACUAAAGCCAUACAAAAUUGGAAUUUAGAUGCUGAUCGAAAUAUUAAUUAUCGUUCCUUUGAGCCAAUAUUGCAACUUGCUCAAGUUCGGCACACUCCUCAGUGUGCGCAUUGGGCAGCAUGGGCUUUAGCAAAUCUUACCAAAGUAUAUCCUGAAAAGUACUGUUCGAUUGUGAUAGCUGAAGGUGGGUUAAGGAUCAUGAGCGAACUACUUGAAGAACAAAGUGCCCUUAAUCUCAAUAAUCAACCUGGUGUUAUACAUAGUUUAGCUCAAACGGUUAUUAAUCAAUGUCUGAUGUAUAUGAAAAACACAGUUGAAGAAUCAUCACAGUGAAAUCUGUGAAGUUUUAUUUCUUUCUCAUCUUACCAAAUUUAAAUAUUUAAUUUAUACCCUUUGAUCUUUAUAACAGAAGGCAAAAUGAGUUUAAUUUUUUUGAAAAAUAUUAUUAUCGCUAUAUAUUAUUGUUUUUU
Messenger RNA from Sipha flava (yellow sugarcane aphid), 2881 nucleotides. Its product is annotated as protein zer-1 homolog. The transcript is spliced from 10 exons. Bases 384 to 2744 code for a protein of 786 amino acids. Gene Ontology annotation, molecular function: protein binding. Gene Ontology annotation, cellular component: Cul2-RING ubiquitin ligase complex. Lineage: Eukaryota; Metazoa; Arthropoda; Insecta; Hemiptera; Aphididae. The record is from RefSeq and is a predicted model, not a curated record.